AUGCUUAAUUUUAUGGGUUUCUCGUUGUUGAUUACGAAUUCGGUUUCUUACAAGGGAUUGUUCCACACAUUUUUAGUGCUCGAUUUUGUUUUUGUUUGCCAACUCAUCAUUCUUCAACCCUUUGUUUCUGCUUCAGGAAAUGCUGCUGAGUUGUUUGAGAAAGCAUCUCAAAGUAUAAAAGAGAGACAUUUUACUGAGGCACUCAAUGAUUUAAAUUCUGCAAUUGAAGCAGAUCCAAACCAUUCAGAAGCAUACCUUUCCCGUGCUUCAGUUCUUCGCCAGUUAUGCAGAUAUGAGCAAUCUGAAAGGAGCUACAAAAAGUUUCUGGAGUUAAAACCCGGGCAUUCAGUUGCAGAAAAGGAGCUCUCUCAGCUAUUGCAGGCUCAAAGUGCGCUAGAAACCGCUCAGUCCCUCUAUGAGUCAGGCAACUACACAAAGUCUUUGGAAUACAUUGAGAAAGUUGUUCUUGUUUUCUCUCCAGCAUGCACUAAGGCUAAGCUUCUUAAGGUGAGGUUGUUGAUAGCUGAUAAAGAGUAUGAAGGUGCCAUUGCCGAGUCUGGUAUUCUUCUCAAGGAAGAUGAAAACAAUUUAGAGGCAUUGUUGUUACGUGGUCGUGGAUAUUACUAUUUAGCUGAUCAUGAUGUUGCCACAAGGCAUUACCAGAAAGGUCUUCGCCUAGAUCCUGAGCACAGCAAACUGAAAAAAGCAUACUUUGGGUUGAAAAAUCUACUCAAAAAGAGUAAAAGCGCUGAAGAUAAUGCGAGUAAGGGCAAGCUACGGGUGGCAGUAGAGGAAUUCAAGAAUGCACUUGCCAUUGAUCCUGACCAUCGUGCACAUAAUGUAAAUCUUCACCUUGGCUUAUGUAAAGUGCUAGUCAGGCUUGGCAGAGGAAAAGACGCAUUGAACAGUUGUAGUGAAGCUCUUAAUAUCGAUGAGGAGCUUAUUGACGCUCUUGUUCAGAGGGGGGAAGCUAAACUCUUAACGGAGGAUUGGGAGGGAGCUGUGGAAGAUCUGAAAGCAGCUGCUCAAAAAUCUCCUCAGGAUAUGAAUAUCCGUGAAGUAUUAAUGAGGGCUGAAAAAGCUUUAAAAAUAAGCAAACGCAAAGAUUACUACAAAAUUUUGGGAAUUUCAAAACACGCUUCUGCUGCUGAUAUAAAACGCGCAUACAAGAAACUUGCCUUACAAUGGCACCCAGAUAAGAAUGUCGACAAUAGAGAAGAAGCAGAGGCAAAAUUCCGAGAGAUCGCCGCUGCAUACGAGGUUCUAAGUGAUGAAGACAAGCGCACGAGAUACGAUAGAGGGGAGGACCUUGAAGAAUCAGGAAUGGGAGGCGGUGGCGGUGGCGGUUUCAAUCCCUUCGGUGGUGGUGGACAGCAAUUUCACUUUACUUUUGAUGGCGGCUUCCCUGGUGGAGGAUUUCCCGGCGGCGGUGGCGGCUAUGAGUUUCAUUUUUGA
Messenger RNA from Lathyrus sativus (Indian pea), 1455 nucleotides. NCBI's taxonomy places the organism in Eukaryota, Viridiplantae, Streptophyta, Magnoliopsida, Fabales, Fabaceae. The record is from the annotation of a GenBank genome assembly.